This is a messenger RNA of Puccinia graminis f. sp. tritici CRL 75-36-700-3, 375 nucleotides long. RefSeq lists its product as uncharacterized. Bases 1 to 375 code for a protein of 124 amino acids. NCBI's taxonomy places the organism in Eukaryota, Fungi, Basidiomycota, Pucciniomycetes, Pucciniales, Pucciniaceae. The record is from RefSeq and is a predicted model, not a curated record. The transcript has a single exon.
AUGUCUUACCAGCCAGGAGAAAUGUGCCCUGUUCACGAGAAAGACCACCCGAUCUGCCCUACCGGUGCCCCAUCCCGGGACUUCAGUCACCACCGGAGGCCUCCGCCGAAGCCAGUUGCCAAGCCCCGUCCUACCCUGCCCUCAUCAGGAUCAGCUCGCCCACAAGGCAUGGUCUUUUCUCCCGAUGACCUUCCCCAAGCUCUUAAGAACAUUGGUGGAACUGGACUACCUCCAGCUUCCGGUCGCCUUCCAGCUCCCCUCUCCCUUCAAGCUCGAGCUGCACGGGGAAAGGGAAUUGUUUUUAACGUCGAUGAACUCCCACAGGACCUCAAGGAACUACAAUCGGCUCAAGGCAACAAGACCAACGCCGCUUGA